Molecule: messenger RNA, 2738 nt
Organism: Melanotaenia boesemani (Boeseman's rainbowfish)
Lineage: Eukaryota; Metazoa; Chordata; Actinopteri; Atheriniformes; Melanotaeniidae
Gene: tprg1l
Product: tumor protein p63 regulated 1-like
Exons: 6
Coding region: 224-1069 (281 amino acids)
Cellular component (GO): cytoplasm
Source: RefSeq, a predicted model, not a curated record
CCACUCCAAACACCUGUUUCUACAAGUAGCUGGAUGAAUGUCUCUUUAAGAGGAAGGAAAUCAAAGGGGGAAGUGAAGCAAGAAGGAACUGCUUCCUCGUUACCCCCACGACCAAAACAUUAUUUCUGCGCAAUGGGAGAGUCUGCGUCUUCAGAAACACGUUUUCUCAUCUAACAGCAGGCGAAAAUUGUCGAGAACCUCCUCGAACAUCGUUUGCUUCGCCAUGCUUCAGCUGAACGACACGAUGGAUCCGGAGAGUCCGGGUGUUGCUGUUCUCCACCCUGCAGAAACAGAGGAGGGGGUUGAGGUCGCCUUCACGCCGCCGGAGACCGGCCUAAGCCUCGGACAUGCAGCUUCCGUGGCCUGCUGCCCCCCGCUGCAAACGCUUACGCCUUUCCAUGUACAAAACCCCACGAUGCAAGCAAAGGUGAAGGAUUACUUCGUUUUCAGGCCAGGUACCAUUGAGCAGGCAGUGAGCGACAUCCGGACUGUGGCGCUCCCAUCUGAGGACGGGGAGGUGCUCAGCGUCUGGCUGCUGGCAGAAAUUGACCACUGGAACAAUGAGAAGGAGAGACUUGUGCUAAUAACAGAUAGGUCUCUGCUGGUCUGCAAGUAUGAUUUCAUUAAUCUGUUGUGUCAGCAAGUUAUAAGGAUCUCUCUCAACGCUGUGGACACCAUCUCAGUGGGCGAGUUUGAAUUCCCACCCAAAUCCCUCAACAAAAGAGAGGGCUAUGGGAUUCGUGUGCAGUGGGACAAACGCCCCCGGGCUUCCUUCUUUAACCGCUGGAACCCCUGGUCCACAGAAAUGCCCUAUGCCACCUUCACAGAGCAUCCCAUGUCCAGCGCUGAUGAGAAGGUGGCCUCUCUCUGUCAGUUGGAUAACUUCAGAACCCAGCUGGUGCAGGCGGUGAAGAAAGCCCAUAAGGAGAACCCCAUUCCUGGCAGGGCUAACGGGGUUCUGAUCCUUGAGAGACCCCUGCUCAUUGAGACCUAUCUGGGCAUUAUGUCCUUCAUCAACAACGAAGCCAAGCUUGGCUACUCCAUGACACGUGGCAAGAUUGGCUUCUAAAUUCCAAGUUUCUGAAUAGUCCAGCCCUUGUGUCAGUUUCACUGCACUGUCUGACAGAGGCUACAGCGUAAUGUGCAAUGCGUCUUAUUUGUGUAAGUUGAACCCAUGACAUGUCCACACCUCCUUCAGUUGGUGUAAGACAAGUGUUCAGCCUGCUGUAGGUAAACGAUGGACAGCGCUGUAUGGACUGUCGACUCAUUUGAUGUUUGUUUUUUCCUUUUGCGUGUGCUCUGAGUUGCCUCCCAUCAUAUAUCUAAAACACAGCCUUAUGUUCACAUCUAUUCAUGGGAGAUAAAAGUCUACAGCAGUUUUGAUUGAAAUUAUUGUGACAUUUAGAUUGGAAGAGGAAUGAGAAUUUUAGGGUUAAAUGUUUUCUGCAACACGAAAAGAUUUGCCAGGAGAGAGCAGUGAAACUAUAAGCUCAGAUAAGAAUAUGUUCCAGAUUUGUUACACUGUUUUGAAAUGAAAGACUGCGUUAUUUACAUUAGCAGUGAUAUAUGAACAUCGUUGUAAACAGCCAAUAGAGUACAAUAAACUAACAAAUGGGAUGUACUUUUCAGCAUUAAUUAGACUUGUUCAGUGGAAAUGAAAAAGUCAGAUCUGGCCUAUUCUUUCUUGUCAAUGCUCAUAUUUAAUUUUCUUAGCUCAGAGUAGGGACCUGCAGUGCUAGAUGACAGGUUUUUUAAAGUCAGAUAUUUUAUGCAAAGUGACCCUGUAAACUUUCAGUUUUGUUUGCAAGUUGCCUUAGUGAUCCUGCAACUUGGUUUUAUGUUAAUUACACAUUUGGAAUAAGCUGCAAUAAUGAGGGGGAUAAUACUAGACGGGUUACAAGUACAACAUGCAGAUAAAGCUUUACAUUAGAUAAUUAACCAUGCAAGCUGUGUAUAUUAUGAGUAGGAUUUAGGUGAUGUUUUUCCUAAAUCUGACUCUAUAGCACAUUAUUGUCUAGCCAAAGGUUACGAACUAUAGUGUCAUGCUGAACCAUGGCAACAAAUUGCGUCCCACAACAACUUUGUCUGGUCUUGUGCAUGUUCCUUGCACGUUGAGUUUGCAUGACAGUUGUGUUUUUUAAAUAUCCUGAGUAAAAGUGGUUGUUUUAUUUAUCUGCACAUAUUCUGAUGAAGUUAACUCAUAAAUGUUUAUAGGAAAACAUUUAAUUGCCAGUUUUGGAAUAAUUUAUUUAGGAAGAUAAAUAUCUUGUUAAAAUGACUAAAGAUAUUUUUUGCUUUUCAUAGCAUUUAUUAUUUUCCACAGGCACAGUGGAAACUAAUAAAUGCUUGACAUGACUUUGUCAUGGCAGGAACUCUGGGUGUUGUUAGAGAAGCAGUGCUCUGCCUACAUGUAUCUGGUAUGGUGGUAUGCGCCUAAGAAAGACUCAAAUGAGAAUAGAAUAGCACUGCAUAAUUGUCGGUGAAACACUGUAAGAGUGUAUUUAUAUACUGGCAUUCCUGACGUGAAGGACUGUAACUAAAACUUUCAAACAAAGAGAUGGCUUGUGGCCAAAUAAUGCAGAUUAAUACUACCAGUUAAUUUAAUGUUUCAGUUCUUAUUGUCAUUUCAGUUUGGUCUUUGCAGGUACCAGCUGUUACUUCUGCAAGUUUGUUAAAGAUGAUGCAAUUUGUGCUAUGAAAAUUGCUUUACAAGACUAAUUAAAAACAAAGAAAACAUG